This is a messenger RNA of Andrographis paniculata, 1255 nucleotides long. RefSeq names its product rhomboid-like protein 19. Lineage: Eukaryota; Viridiplantae; Streptophyta; Magnoliopsida; Lamiales; Acanthaceae. The coding region runs from base 167 to 1057 and encodes 296 amino acids. Gene Ontology annotation, cellular component: Golgi apparatus; membrane. The record is from RefSeq and is a predicted model, not a curated record. The transcript has 8 exons. Gene Ontology annotation, biological process: retrograde vesicle-mediated transport, Golgi to endoplasmic reticulum.
UCGUCUUCUUCUCCACGAAGAAACACGUCGGUCGCUCUGCUUUCCAAAAUUGCGUCAAUUCCGCCAUAGCCGACGACGCUUCAACCGCCACCGCCCCAGGAUGAGCGCUCAACAGCCAUCAGGAAUCUGAAAUUAGGGUUUGAUCACCGCUCUGCGUCAGGGUACGAUGAGCUCUUAUGCGGGAUUUACGAGGUUGUGCAAGGGAUUGGCUGUUGUAUUGAUCGGCGGCCACAUUGUUGUUCAGAUUUUGCCAAUUUCUGUGUCCUAUCUGGCCCUCAUCCCGGCCAAGACUAUUCCAUUUGGUUGGAAUCUCAUUACCGCUGGAUAUCUUGAACAGUCAAUACUUGGGGUGGUAGUCAACACAAUUGGUCUCCUUUUCAUUGGGAAGCUGCUUGAACCUAUAUGGGGUUCUAGAGAAUUUCUGAAGUUCAUAUUUGUCGUGAACUUUCUGACAUCAGUAUUUGUUUUCAUCACCUCUAUUUCCUUGUACUACAUUACACAGGAGGAAGCAUACCUUUAUCAUCCUAUUUCUGGUUUUCAAGCUGUCCUUUCCGGGUUGCUAGUUGGCAUUAAACAGAUAAUACCGGAUCAAGAGCUGUCUUCGUUGAAGAUAAAAGCCAAAUGGUUGCCUUCCCUGUCUGUAUUGGUGUCCACUUUUCUGUGUUUUUUCACAGGAGAAUCAUUAUCAUAUGUUCCUACUAUAAUAUUUGGCACCUACAUUGGUUGGAUCUACCUUAGAUAUUGGCAAAGUAAGCCAGAAACAAAGUUGCGGGGUGAUCCAAGUGAUGAAUUUGCAUUCUCUACAUUCUUCCCUGAAUUUUUAAGACCAGUAAUCGAUCCUAUUGGUACAAUCUUUGAACGGAUUUGUUGUGGAAGAAGAUCCGAAGCUUCUCCCGAGACACGGGGCUAUACAUUGGGAGGCACUUCCUUACCGGGUUCAGAUCCCAUUGAAGCAUCUAGAAGGAGGGAAAGAGGUGCUCGGGCACUGGAAGAAAGAUUGGCUGCCGAGAGACUCGCUGCUGCACAAAGGACGGAAGAUGCUUCGGAAAAUGUCUAAAAUUCUCUAUGAUAACGCAACCUUAUACACGUACGCUUUCUCCAGUUUUCAUUUCGCUACAAAUCGAGGAAAAGAAUUUUUGCGUAUGUUAAUUAUGACAUCCUUCUCUUAUAGCUUGACACCUUAUAUGUUGUUGAUCGUUAGAACGAAGCUGGUUUUUACAAUGUUUCAAUUAGAAUCGCAUAUUUUGAAGAAAAA